Messenger RNA from Rangifer tarandus platyrhynchus (Svalbard reindeer), 306 nucleotides. The record is from the annotation of a GenBank genome assembly. NCBI's taxonomy places the organism in Eukaryota, Metazoa, Chordata, Mammalia, Artiodactyla, Cervidae.
AUGGAAUUCCCUCAGCCACUUGCUGCCCCCCACCUCCACCCUGGGCCCCGACUCAGAGGUGGGCUCUCCGCUUCUGGGCCUGAUCCUACCUGCCUCCCACCUCCCCAUCCAUCCCUUAGUUCCGAUGAGCUGCCUGGGGCCAGGUUACAUGUCCUGGACGGCUGGCAGUGUCUGUCUCUUACCCCUCCUUUCUUCCUGGCCCCAACCCAAGCCUUUGCAGCUUCUUUCACGUUUGGAAGCCUCUGUAUGGUCAAGGCGUGGGCUCGGAUUUGGCUUUAUCCAGAAAGUCAGAACCUUCCGCUGUGA